AUGCCACAGAUAUAGAAUUUCAUUUUUAAAAAAACACAAAAUUUUCAUGCAAAAUAUAGUAACUAAAUAGAAAGAGUUAGCAAUUCAUCUGCUAUCUCUUUCCAAAAAUAAAAUAAAAUUCAUAUCUCAUGGCUCCAACUCUUACUUCAAAUUCAUUUCUCCUUUCAACUACACCUCAUCCAAGAUUAUCAUUCAAAAAUCCAAGAUUCACUGUUUCUGCUAAAAAAUCUGGACAAAAUCAAGAAACUACAAACAAUUCUGGCAACCCCUUCAACUUUGAUUUCGGUAAGUUGCCUGAUGUGACGUCUUUGAUACCUGCUAGCACGAACACAUCUUCUGGAUUGUCUUUUGGAAGGCAAAGGGCAAAGGAUCCUGGAACAGUGUUUGUUGCUGGUGCAACUGGGCAAGCUGGUAUCCGCAUUGCACAGUUGCUGUUGCGUGAAGGUUAUAGUGUCAGAGCUGGAGUUUCUGACCUUGGUGCUGCACAAGAGCUAGCUCGUCUAGCCGUUAGCUACAAGGUAAUCUCUAACGAUGAGUCAAAACGCCUGAAUGCAGUUGCAUCCACAUUUCAAGAUGCAGAAUCGAUUGCAAAGGCAAUCGGAAAUGCUAGCAAAGUUGUGGUUACUAUUGGUAAGGGAGAAAACGGUCCUGCGACUGAAGUCACCACAACAGAUGCUGUACAAGUUAUACAAGCUGCACAAUUAGCUGGUGUUGGGCAUGUGGCCAUAGUCUAUGAUGAAUCUUCUUCAGGAGGUUCUACAUACAAUGUGCUCGACGGAAUUACAUCUUUCUUCAACAAUCUGUUCUCAAAAUCUCAACCGUUGACGAUAGCAGAGUUUCUGCAGAAGAUAGUGGAGACAGAUCUAAGCUAUACACUCAUAAAAACCAAAUUAACAGAGGAUUUCUCCCCUGAGAGCUCAUACAAAAUUGUUGUUUCAGCUGAAGGAAGUGCUGGUGCUGACGCCUAUAAAGUGGGGAAGUCUCAGAUAGCUAAGCUCGUUGUGGAUGUUUUCUCCAACACAGCGGUGGCAGAAAAUAAGGUUGUGGAAGUCUUUGCUGAUCCAUCAGCACCAUCAAAGACUGUGGAUGAACUUUUUAGCGUCAUUCCUGAGGAUGGUCGGAGAAAGGCCUAUGCAGAAGCCCUUGAAAAAUCGAAAGCUGAGGUAGAAGCUCGAGGAGCUGCUGAAGCAUCCAAGAGGCAGGAACAAGAAGCAAAGAAGCUCGAAAAGAAAGAAGCAAAGGCUGCUGCUAGCAUUGCAAAGGAACCUGAAGAGAAGGCGUCAUCACCUUCCAUUCCUUCUGUUGAAAGUCUACUAGACAAAGCAAAAGGCUUAAGUACAGGAUUUUCAUUUGAAAAAUUCAGCUCACAACUCAAAUCAGCUGUUGAAAAGGCCAACGAGGAAUCAGACGCUCAAGUUGCUACCGUUAGGGGACGUGCCAAGGCCAAGAAUUUGCCUGCUCAGAAAGCAGUGGUGAAAACUCCUCCAAGGAAUCCAUUUGCUUCGAAAACGAAGGAGGCUCCGAAACCAGCUAAACAAACAGAGGUUGCUGCAACAGAGAAGAGGAAGAUUUUUGGUGGACUGUUCCAACAAGAAACCAUCUAUGUUGAUGAUUAAGAUGAAUGGAUAAGAGAAGGACAAAAUAUUAAUUUUCUAUAUAUCAUUUUAGCCUAAUUAUGAGGUUAAAACAAUGGCUUAACUGAGGCUGAGUGAGAAAGCAUGUAAAUCCCUGCACAUUUUCUGUGGAUCUUAGUGUAUAUUUGCCUCAAAUGCAACAUUUAAGGCACUUGUUCAUUUUUGUCGAUCACUUUCAAAUAAUGUUUACUCUGUCGAUCGA
Molecule: messenger RNA, 1836 nt
Organism: Solanum tuberosum (potato)
Lineage: Eukaryota; Viridiplantae; Streptophyta; Magnoliopsida; Solanales; Solanaceae
Product: protein plastid transcriptionally active 16, chloroplastic
Exons: 6
Coding region: 129-1616 (495 amino acids)
Source: RefSeq, a predicted model, not a curated record